CCUCGCGCGCGCGCUCCCCGCAACCAUGGGGCUCCUCCGAGAGCGCCUCGGGCCCCUCCUCCUCCUCCUCCUCCAGGCACAGGUUUGCUGGCCUCGGUGCGCAGCCUCCGAGCCGUGCCCGCGGAGCACCGGGGAGGCUGAAGUGACCUUGGAGGCGGCCAGCACCGAACUGGAGCCGGGCCGGGCGCUGGGGCCAGCAGCGUUCACUGGCUCUCCUGGAAAACAGGUGCCUCUGCUCAGCAUUGACAAUGGCGACUUCAGUGUGCUGGCCGGAGGAACUGUCCAGGAAAGGAAAGAAGCAGAGAUCUUCCCAUUAAAACGUAUCUUACGAAGACGCAAGCGAGAGUGGGUGGUGCCGCCUAUAUCUGUUCCUGAGAAUGGCAAGGGCCCUUUCCCCCAGAGGCUGAAUCAGCUCAAAUCUAAUAAGGACCGAGGCACCAAGAUUUUCUACAGCAUCACAGGGCCAGGAGCAGACAGCCCCCCGGAGGGUGUGUUCACCAUAGAGAAGGAGACAGGCUGGCUGCUGCUAAACAAACCCCUGGACCGGGAGAAGAUUGCCAAGUAUGAGCUCUUUGGCCACGCCGUGUCGGAGAACGGGGCCUCGGUGGAGGAUCCCAUGAACAUCUCGGUCAUCGUGACGGACCAGAAUGACCACAAACCCAAGUUCACCCAAGAUGUCUUCAGAGGGAGUGUCUUAGAGGGGGUGUUGCCUGGCACUUCUGUGAUGCAGGUGACAGCCACAGAUGAGGAUGAUGCCAUCAACACGUACAACGGCGUGAUCGCCUACACCAUCCACAGCCAGGAACCGAAGGACCCGCACGACCUCAUGUUCACCGUCCAUCGGAGCACUGGCACCAUCAGCGUCAUCUCCAGUGGCCUGGACCGGGAGAAAAUCCCUGAGUACACGCUGACCAUCCACGCUACAGACCUGGAUGGGGAAGGGUCCUCUGCCACAGCAGUGGCCAUAGUAGAGAUUCUUGAUGCCAAUGACAAUGCGCCCGUGUUCGAGCCCCAGAAGUACGAGGCCCGGGUACCCGAGAACAAAGUGGGCCAGGAAGUGCAGAGGCUGACAGUGACCGACCUGGACGCCCCCAACUCACCAGCCUGGCAUGCCUCCUACCGCAUCGUGGGAGGUGACGCCACGGACCAUUUCACCAUCACCACGCACCCUGAGAGCAACCAGGGCAUCCUGACCACCAGGAAGGGUUUGGACUUCGAGGCCCAAAACCAGCACACCUUGUAUGUCGAAGUGACCAAUGAGGCGCCCUUCGUGGUGAAGCUCCCCACCUCCACGGCCACCGUCGUGGUCCAUGUGGAAGAUGUGAACGAGGCUCCCAUGUUUGUUCCAUCAUCCAAAGUCAUCGAGGCCCAGGAGGGCAUCUCCGUUGGGGAGACUGUCUGCAUCUACACUGCACAAGACCCUGACAAGGAGGGUCAGCAGAUCAGCUACCACAUCCUGAGAGACCCGGCAGGGUGGCUGGCCAUGGACCCAGAAAGCGGAAGGGUCACUGCAGCAGGCACAUUAGACCGAGAAGAUGAGCAGUUUGUGAAGAACAAUGUCUACGAAGUCAUGGUCUUGGCCACCGACAAUGGAGACUCGGUGGCCUUGUCUCUGAAGAAGUUCCUGAAGCAAGACACGUAUGAUGUGUACCUCUCUCUGUCUGACCUCGGCAACAAGGAACAGCUGACGGUGAUCAGGGCCACCGUGUGUGACUGCCAUGGCCACGUGGAAGACUGUCCGGAGCCCUGGAAGGGCAGUUUUGUCUUCCCUAUCCUGGGGGCCAUCCUGGCCCUGCUGUUCCUCCUGCUGGUUCUCCUCCUACUGGUGAGAAGGAAACGGAAGGUCAAAGAGCCCCUCCUGCUCCCGGAAGAUGACACACGGGACAAUGUCUUCUACUACGGCGAGGAGGGUGGUGGUGAGGAGGACCAGGACUACGAUAUCACUCAGCUGCACCGGGGGCUGGAGGCCAGGCCCGAGGUGGUCCUGCGCAAUGAUGUGGUGCCCACCUUCAUCCCCACGCCCAUGUACCGGCCCCGGCCCGCCAACCCUGAUGAGAUCAGCAACUUCAUCACCGAGAACCUGAAGGCGGCCAAUACCGACCCCACGGCCCCGCCCUACGACUCCCUGCUCGUGUUCGACUACGAGGGCAGCGGCUCGGACGCGGCGUCACUCAGCUCCCUCACGUCCUCCGCCUCCGACCUGGACCAGGACUACAACUACCUGAGCGAGUGGGGCAACCGCUUCAAGAAGCUGGCCGACAUGUACGGAGGCGGCGGCGAGGAGGACUAGGCCGGCCCGCAGGCCCAGGGACUGAACAUCUGGCCACAGCAGCUUCUCCCAGAGGGGUUGGCUCCCCUCCAUCACCUCCGCCCCCAAGGAACUAGGGGCGCUGCUCAGCAGCCUGGAGGGCAGAGGCUGCAAGGCUGGCGCUCAGAGCUGGGUUCUAGGCCAUUGACAGUGGAAGACAUGGAUACCUUCAACACCCACCACCUCUUGCCCUGGGUCCAGAUGGCCACAGGAGCUGAACUUCCAGCAGUUUCCCACCUGCUGUAAUGUGCUCAGCCAAGGCCCUGGCCCAGGCCUCAGCCCUCUCCCAUGCCCCAUGUGGCAUUUCCCUCUAAAAAAUGGAUCCUUUUCUUUGGACAGAGGCCUAUUACUGAAACUGAUCCGAUUUGGGGCAGGGGGGGCUGUUUGUUUUUUGUUUUUAAUGAUAUAUUCAAAGAGUUCCAGGCCGGUCCCUGGUGUCCCCUUGGGUCUCCUAUGUCCCCGCGCCUCACCCCCCACGCGCCCGGCGCUGGUCCUCAUGCCUCUCCGCUCUCCAGGCCCGAGGCGUUGCACGCGGCUGGAUCACUGCAUUUUUAUCUGUGGAUGUCUAGGUGGUUCUGUAUGUUUUUGGUUUUGUUUUGUUUUUAAUUUUCCCCCUAUUUUUUUAAUUUUCCCCGUGGCGUGCCGUAGAUUGGAGGGUGAUGACAAUCGUGUAAAUGUAUUAGAACUUUUUUAUUAAAGGAACUUUUCCCAGAA
This is a messenger RNA of Dipodomys ordii (Ord's kangaroo rat), 3022 nucleotides long. RefSeq names its product cadherin 3, type 1, P-cadherin (placental) (gene Cdh3). Gene Ontology annotation, cellular component: cytoplasm; adherens junction; catenin complex. The transcript has 15 exons. The record is from RefSeq and is a predicted model, not a curated record. The coding region runs from base 26 to 2290 and encodes 754 amino acids. Gene Ontology annotation, biological process: multicellular organism development; cell morphogenesis; calcium-dependent cell-cell adhesion. Gene Ontology annotation, molecular function: cadherin binding; calcium ion binding. NCBI's taxonomy places the organism in Eukaryota, Metazoa, Chordata, Mammalia, Rodentia, Heteromyidae.